Engraulis encrasicolus (European anchovy) is the source of this 2328-nucleotide messenger RNA. RefSeq names its product Bardet-Biedl syndrome 4 (gene bbs4). Lineage: Eukaryota; Metazoa; Chordata; Actinopteri; Clupeiformes; Engraulidae. The transcript is spliced from 16 exons. The record is from RefSeq and is a predicted model, not a curated record. Gene Ontology annotation, biological process: cilium assembly; protein localization to cilium. Gene Ontology annotation, molecular function: protein binding. The coding region runs from base 117 to 1652 and encodes 511 amino acids. Gene Ontology annotation, cellular component: ciliary basal body.
UGCUGUGAUGUGCGGAGUGAGUGAGGGGUGUAAAACAUAAACAAUAAUGAAUCGGGUGUCGUAGCAUCCCCUCAGAGAGUGUGUGUGUGUAUAAAAAAGAAGAUAAGCCUGGCAUUAUGACUGACCAAAGUCUCAAGCUGGAUGGUCAGAAUCCAAAUUCUGAGAAGAAACCGCAAUCCAAGAAAGUGCCAGAACUACCGAUACUGGAAAAGAGGAACUGGUUAAUUCAUUUACACUAUGUUCGUAAAGACUAUGAGACUUGCAAGGCCAUCAUCAGAGAACAGUUGCGGGAGACUCAAGGCAUGUGUGAAUAUGCCAUUUAUGUUCAAGGUCUUAUCUUGCGACUAGAAGGGAAGAUUCAGGAGUCUCUGGAGUUGUUCCAGAGCUGUGCGAUCCUUAACCCAACAAGCUCCGACAACCUCAAACAAGUGGCCCGAUCACUUUUUCUCAUUGGAAAACACAAGGCUGCAAUAGAGGUUUACAAUGAAGCUGUGCGGCUCAAUCCAAAAGACUGGGAGAUCAGCCACAAUCUUGGUGUAUGCUACAUGUACACAAAAGACUUCAGAAAUGCAGAAGAACAGCUAAACAAGGCAUUGCUGUUAAGCAAACAUGACUUGACUUACAUGAUGCUGGGGAAAAUUGCCUUGCUUCAAGGCGAUACAACGAAGGCAAUUGAGGUGUACAGGUCUGCUAUUGAGUCAUCUCCUGAGAAUACAGAUUUUCUAGCCACACUUGGACUACUCUAUAUGCAGAAAGGGAAAUAUCAGAAAGCUUUUGAAUACCUUGGAAACGCCUUGACAUACGAUCCAAACCAUUACAAGGCUAUCCUUGCAGCUGGCAGCAUGAUGCAGACACAUGGGGAUUUUGAUGUGGCGAUGAAUAAAUAUCGUGUUGCCGCCUACUCCGUACCUGAGAGCCCCCCGCUGUGGAACAACAUUGGCAUGUGCUUCUUUGGAAAGAAAAAAUAUGUUGCCGCCAUAAGUUGUCUGAAGAGGGCAAACUAUUUGUCUCCGUUUGACUGGAAGAUCUUGUACAACCUGGGCCUGUUGCACCUGACCAUGCAGCAGUACGCCUCUGCCUUCCACUUCCUCAGUGCUGCAAUCAACCUGCAGCCCAAAAUGGGGGAACUCUACAUGCUGCUGGCAGUUGCAUUGACCAAUCUGGAUGAUGUGGAGAAUGCAACUCGCUCCUAUGAGCAGGCUAUACUUUUGGACAGGUCUAAUCCUUUGGUGAACCUGAACUUUGCAGUUCUGUUGUACAAUCAGGGAGACAAGAAAGAGGCUUUGCAACAGUACCAGGAGAUGGAGGAGAAGGUUCAUCUCCUAAACGAAAGUAAAAGUGCUGUGGAAUUUGAUGCAGAGAUGAUUGACAUGGCCCAGAGGCUGGGCUCAGCUCUGCAGUCAGGAGACAGCACCUUGUGGACGAGACACACCAAAGACGGCAAAGCCAGUCAGCAUUCGGCCUCCAGCCGGACCUCCAGCAGCCAGCAGCGUCUAGGCACCAACCAGGCGCUGGGCCAGGCCAUGUCCUCUGCUGCAGGAUAUAACAAGCUUAUCACCGGUUCGUCAUCCGCGGGAGCUGAGCCAAAAGAAGUCUCUGGGGCCGAAGACGCCACCAAUGAUGAUGAGGACGAGGACGAUGCAGAGAAGUAAAAGGAAGCAGUCCCACACAACAUUGGCAGCGUGGAGUUUAAGAUGGAAAAAUGUAGAACAUUUUAAAACCUAUUGACUCCCAGACAAGGAGUCGUUUUGGCUAGAUAUACUGUAGGUAUGUACUGUAUAGGCUACCACUCAAUUGUAUCUAAUGUAAAUGCUGAACUUAAACUUGUUUUUGGCUUUCUGUAAAACCAUAUUUUUAAUAAGCGGGUUUUUUUUGUUUUGUUUUUUUUGCUCAUGUCCAUGUAAAGCACUUCACUGAACACUCUAAUUAUGUUACUUUUCCCUAGAUCAGUGUAUUGAUAUUUGAACCUUUUAUUUAUUUUUCAGUACAUUACAUUCAAGAAUAAAACGGUUUAAAUGUGUUAGAAAGGACAUGAGUAGAAUGUAUCACAUAACGCGGUGAAAGCUACUGGUACCAUUCAGCCUUCAUAGUUACGACUAAAAAAAACCAACAAUAGUAUACUGUCUCUGUGAUUUCAUAUUGUCCCUUGCCAGGUGUUCAUUUUGUAUCAGGGCAGUCUGCAGAAAUUCAAUACAGUUUUUUAACCACUUGAGAGUGCUGUUUUGCAAAGGAAAUAAUGUUGCAUAUUGACACCAAAGAUGCAAAGAUGAAAACACUGUAUUUGAAUGACAGUUGAAAGGAAUAAAAAUAAACAACUUUAUUAUUGAA